UAAUUAGACCCAUCGAACAAUGGUGGCCUCGAAACCGAAUUUUCCUCUUUCUGAGAAUCCAUUGAUAAUCAACCGGUUGUUGUUAUGAAUCUCAAUCAACAAAAAUUAGGUUAAAUAAGCAAAUAUGCAAUGAAUACUUGCAAUGUGCCUAAAUACAAUUCUCAGGACAGCCAUGCUUUGAUACCAAUUGGGAGGGAAGAUUCGAUAUGUAUAUUCCCUCUUGAUUAUACACGUAAAAUUACUAAACACAACCUAGAGGGGAGUGAAUAAAGGCUCGAAUAAUCACCAAUUUAAACCUAGAUCACUACAAUUACCAAUUAUUAAGUCAAUUAGCCAAUUAAGAACUUGAACCUCUUUUAUCAACAAACCUAACAACUCGUCAUGUGAAUUUGAUAUAAUGACUUGUCAAUUGAUUAAUCAAUCACCAAAUUCACCACAACAAUGAUCCCACCACCAAGCCAACAAUUCACAAAACCCAAAUUGAUGACUAACUUAAAUAAAUCAAUUAAAGUGGCAAUUCAUCAAACAUUGUGUGUGCAAUUGCAAGUGUGCGUUUGUGUGUGUGAAAUUAAAACAAUUAACAAGAACAUCCACAACAUAAGCAUUUCUUUGAUGUAGAAAUCCUUUUUAGGAAAAACCGCGGAACUAAUCCUAGUUUACCUAGAGCCUAAUCUACUAAACUCAAAGUCAAUUUGCAAGUACUUGAGUCUUAUACCUCAAUCAAUUUUCAUGGUUGGAUGUUUCUUUCUGUUGUAAAUCUCUACUCCAGAGUCCCACCGAAAUUAUGAGUAGCUUCACUUGGACAUGCUCACUGCAAGGAAUUGUUUAGGCCUCUCGAGCAAUCUUUAAGGCUUCAUACCCAACAGUCUCGGAAUGCACACACCAAUGUGAAGUCGGCACAAGCAGAUGGUAGUCUUUUCCUACCUAAUGGAAAAAAGCAGUUUUGUUCUUUAUUACAUCAAGACCAACUAUUUUACUUGUUUUUGUUAAUUGUAAUUUGGGUGGACGGGCCCAUUCUAUGAAUCACUUAUUGAUAUGCUUCAUAUUGGCCCCCCAUUAUUGGUUGUUGUGUCACUCAGAGUGUCAAUGGCAAGGUCUGGAUUGCAAGGGUUGAGGGGGCUAAGGAGAAGUCGGCACAAGGGGCUUGUGUCCAUACCCAUGCAAGAAGAUGACAUGGAUCCUAAUAUAUUUUCUCCUGUUCUUCCUCUGACCUUCAUCUCUUUGCUUACAUUUGUGCAUAUAGUUCAUGCUAUGAACUCAGUCCUUAAUUUUUUUACUAUGCUGGCAGGAAGAAAAGAGAAAAAUGGUUGCAUCUGCUUUUGGAGAAGAUCACAGCGGGGGUUCAGCGACUCGCCUCACAGUGGAAGAUCUCAAAUAUCUAUUUAUGGUCUAAAACAGAUACCAUUGCAUCUUCUGGGGUGAUGAUGCAGAUUUGGUGCUGAUUCUUUUGGAACACUUUGUGAGCCUGGGAAAAAAGUUUAUAAAUGAAUAGUUGAUUAGGUGGUGGCUUGAGAAGAUGGUCGAUGAGGCAGCUCGUUUGCUUUGCUUGAACAAUAUUCAAACCCUCAAAUAUAUAGAGUGAUCAAUGACUUUACGUCUAUGCAUAAGGCAUUAAGCAUCUCAAGGCCAAUGGAGACUAGGAUGCUGGUUCCCAAUCAUAGUUGGGUGGCUGAUGCAUUUUUGGCUCAUGCUAUUAAAGAUCUGUGGGAUGAGCCUGAGCCGCAUCCUUUAACUGGCUAGGAUAUUGUGGAAGUCAAGAUCCCGACAGUGUAAAAGGUCGAGGUUCAAAAUUUCACCAGAUGUGAGGCGUGUACAUUAUAGUGAAAGAUUAGGUUCUGAUAGGAAAUUGAUCCUCACAAGUUGCGAAAGUGAUUUUCAUGCAUCUUUCCAUUAGGAGUCGAUCAGACCUAGGGCUGUCGGUGGGUUGGGUCGUGUUAGUGUCAAAACUCGUUCAAUCCCUAUCAUAUUAAUUUAUAGGCAUGUAUAGUUGGAUUUGUGUCA
Molecule: messenger RNA, 2001 nt
Organism: Ilex paraguariensis (yerba mate)
Lineage: Eukaryota; Viridiplantae; Streptophyta; Magnoliopsida; Aquifoliales; Aquifoliaceae
Source: the annotation of a GenBank genome assembly